CAGGCACGCACUCCAUCUCCGUUCACAAUCCAAGUGAUAUGGAUCGACGACGAUGCCUAUAGCUCCCACUGCGUGGAAGCUCUUCCACUUCUUCGACGUAUCGCAAGUGCGAUUGCCGGAUGGCGAUGGCUCGCUGUCUCUAGAGCAAGCGAGUAUCGGCACAGUGACAUCUGGCAAAAACAAUGUGUUUGUAGGGACGCCCACUGGUCACGUACACUUACUAGACCAGUCGUUCAAGUCAGUCCGUUCUUGGAAAGCACACGACGCAGGCAGUGUUACCCGUAUUGUGCAGGUUCAUGACACCUCUUACCUGAUCACUCUGGCUGAGACGCUGCAACACGAACCCGAGCUCAAGGUCUGGACUUUGGAUCAGAACGAAAAAAAGACCGGCUUCCCACGAUGUUUGUGCAGUCUGACAGUGCAGAAUGGCCGCAGGAACUUCCCCGUCAGCGCGUUUGCCGUUACUAGCGAUCUUGCGCAGCUCGCGGUGGGGUUCGGCAAUGGCGCUGUAACUGUCGUUCGGGGCGACUUAAUUCACGACCGAGGCACCAAACAGCGGACCGUGUUUGAAUCGGAGGAGCCUAUCACUGGACUCGAAUUUCGCGAAGCCAGCACGACUGCACUUUACAUAGGCACUGUAUCCAAGAUUCUAGCUCUUGCAAUAUCUGGCAAGGCACAAGGCACACCGGCUCGAACACUGGAUGAACACGGCUGUGCGGUAGGCUGUAUGACACUGGAUCCUCAGUCCAACGAAGUGGUCGUGGCACGCGAAGAUGCCAUAUACUCCUAUGGUCCAAAAGGCAAGGCGAGCUCAUUCGCAUGUCAAGGUGCAAAGAAACUGGUCAACAUGCACAAGGACUAUGUGCUAGUGGCCUCGCCUCCCGACAACAAUUUCGGGCAGGCUUCCAAGCUUGGCGCAUUUCGAACAGCUCGAGCGGACGAGAUCUUCAAUACCAGCACCUUCUCCAUACUCAACGCGGAUCUGAAGUUCACUGCGUACUCGAAGCCCAUAUCGACGCAAAUACACAAAGUGUUCACGAUUUGGGGCGAUGUAUUCUUGCUCACCAUCGAUGGCAAGCUCUACAGGUACCACGAGAGGACGUUUCAACAGAAGUUGGAAGAGUUGUACAGCCGCAAAGAGUACUUAUUAGCGAUCAUGCUGGCGAAGAAGUACAACGUCGAUGCCGUGCAGCAAAAUGUCAUCUUUCGAAAGUACGGCGACUACCUGUACCAGAAAGGUGAUUACGAUACCGCCAUGCAGCAGUACCUGCGAGCUAUCGACAACACAGAGCCUUCGCAAAUUAUCCGAAAGUUCCUUGACAACCAGCGGAUAAGAAACCUCAUCGAUUACCUGGAAGAGCUGCACGAGCAUAACAAAGCUACCUCCGAUCACACAACUUUGCUGCUGAACUGUUACGCGAAGCUGAAAGAUGUUGACAAGCUUGAGGAAUUCAUUAAACAGCCCGGUGAGCUCAAAUUCGACCUCGACACUGCCAUCAUAAUGUGCCGGCAGGGUGGCUACUACGACCAAGCAGCAUUCUUGGCUAGACGGCACGAAGAGCAUGGGCUCGUGAUCUCGAUCCUGAUUGAGGACUUGAAGAAGUAUGCAGAAGCGCUUGCGUACAUCGUGCGCCUGGAGCCAAAGGAGGCUUAUCCAAAUUUUAUGAAGUACGGGACUGUCCUGCUUGAGCACUGUCCCGAGGAAGCUACGCAGCUCUUCAUUGACUACUUCACUGGGAGAUUCCGACCAAAGAAAGACGCCGUCAUCGUCCAGGAGACUCCGGCCACCCAGCAAAGCAGCGGGUUCGGAACCAUGGCAUCGUCUGCGGCGCAAAAUCUGGCGUCGCUUAUCCCGUUGCCUUACAUGAACACAAGUACUGUGCAGACGCCAAAGAAUGGUGAUGAGGCGUCGACAAUACAGCAGGCCCAGGUCAUCGAGACACAGACGGAGGAAGAAUACAUCGAGUACGAAGUGCCCAAACCACGAGUCGCAUUACCAGCCUUCAUUGAUCAUCCUGAUCAAUUCAUCACAUUUUUGGACGCCUGCAGUAACAGCGAUGGUGUCAAAGCUGAGCACCGCGCGGACUUGCACACCACUUUGUUUGAGAUGUAUCUGCACAAGGCAAACACGACCAAGGAGGAUGACAAGGCAGAAUGGGAGCACAAAGCGAAGAGCCUGAUUGAGGAGAAGGAGGGCCCAGUCGAUACUUCCAAUGUGCUCCUUCUGUCCGAUCUCGCAAAAUUCCGCGACGGCACAAUUCUGGUCAGCGAGAAGCAGGGCCUUCGCUUUGACGUCUUCCGGUCAUACACUGCAGCAUAUGAUACGCAAGGUGCAAUCAAAGCGCUGCGCAAAUAUGGACCGGAGGAACCACAACUAUACCCAGCGGCACUCGCAUAUUUCACCAGCACGCCUCAAGUCCUUGACGAGGCCGGCGAUGAGGUCGAUGCCGUGCUAAAGAAGAUAGACGAGGACGGCCUCAUGGCUCCCCUUCAAGUGAUCCAGACCUUGUCCACCAACGCCGUUGCCACGAUGGGCCUGGUCAAACGAUACCUUUCUGGCACCGUCCAACGCGAACGAGCAGAAAUCGAAUCUAACAGGAAACUCAUUCAAUCCUACCGCAAAGACACCGUAGCUAAGCAAGGCGAGAUUACAGAGCUUACCAACAAACCUGCAUCAUUCUCUGCGACACGCUGUUCGAGCUGUGGCGCGACACUCGACCUGCCCACUGUGCACUUCCUAUGCAAGCACUCUUUUCAUCAGCGUUGUCUCAAUGUUCCUGAGGGCAUUGACAUUAAGAAUGAAGUUGAAAUUGAGUGUCCACUUUGCGCGCCUCAGAACAAUAUUGUGAGGCAGACAAGGCAAGCCCAAGAAGAAAGCGCGGGUCGACACGAAUUGUUCAAGGCUAGUCUGCAGAAUCCAGGCGAAGGAGGGCGAUUCGGUGUGAUCGGAGAUUGGUUUGGCAGAGGUGUGAUGAGUGCGCCUGCUGUUCAGACUGUGGAUAGUAGUCGGAGGGGAAGCUCGAACUUUUGAGCAGAAAAAGUACACUCCAGACUAAGUUUAAUCGAACAAAUGAGUGCAAAGUGGCAUUUUCAUUUCGCUCCACCAAUCUACUCAAGCUGUCGCUUGCUUUUAAGCAGUCUUCUUGUCAUCUCGCUCUUCCAACAAAUGCGGCUUCCAGAACAGAAAUACGGAUCGCAACACCAGAAAAGCGGUCAUAUUGAUCGCACCUCCGAGCAGUGCCGUCUCCGUCAUCCCGACAUCUGCACCUUUGAGCCAUGCACCUCCCAUGAUCGCCACGAAAGCCACUUCUGGGCCAGCGAGAGCUAGAUAC
Messenger RNA from Cercospora beticola, 3332 nucleotides. RefSeq names its product tethering complex subunit PEP5 (gene PEP5). Gene Ontology annotation, molecular function: protein-macromolecule adaptor activity; protein binding. The record is from RefSeq and is a predicted model, not a curated record. NCBI's taxonomy places the organism in Eukaryota, Fungi, Ascomycota, Dothideomycetes, Mycosphaerellales, Mycosphaerellaceae. Gene Ontology annotation, biological process: vesicle-mediated transport; intracellular protein transport; endosome organization. Gene Ontology annotation, cellular component: endosome; HOPS complex.